AUGCGCAGGGAAACCGCAUUUUUUGCGGGGCUUUCCAAAGCCUGGGAAGUGGAAGUCAAGGACCUUGCUGAGCUGUUCCGGCGCUUCCCGUCGCCGGAGAAUUGGGGCGGGCACUACCUAGAGCCGGACCUGGCGAUGCACGGGGUUCUGCGAGACCCAGAAGCCGCGCUCUUCGUGGAGUACGACGGGCAGUAUUGGAGGCAUGCGGAAGAGGAGGGGAUGGCCUUGGACACCGCGAAAAACGCGGCGCUGCUGGCAUACGCGCCUGAGGGAUCCUAUGUUGUGCGCAUCAACCAUGCUGCGCUUGAAGACGUGCAGCCGCAGGAAAACGUGCUGUGGGUGACAGCGGGCACUUGGCGCAGGGGCGACCAAGCGUCGCUCCUGGCGACACUGGAGGACCUCAUACGACAGAUCUUUGUUGGCAUGCGAGGACGCUUCCUGGUGAUGCGAGGAUAUGAUAUUGGAGAACAUUGUUGGAACGAAGUGGGCUUGGUGAGUCUGAGCAUUGAAGAACAGCUGGAUCCGAUGCUGCUGUGGUUGGAGGAGCAAGGAUUGAGCAAGGUCCAAAUUCAGAAGGUGUUGGCUGGACAACCACGUAUCUUUAGAUUAAACAUUGAGGACACCCUGAAGCCCACCGCGGAUUGGAUUCUUGGCUUGGGCCUGAGCCAGGCCCAGCUUGCAAAGAUCGUGACUGGCUUUCCGCAAAUCUUGGGUUGCAGCAUUGAGCAGAACUUGCAGCCUACAGCUGAUUGGAUCCUUGGCUUGGGCUUGAGCCAGGCCCAGCUUGCAAAGGUCGUGGCUGGCUUUCCGCAAGUCUUGGGUUGCAGCAUUGAGCAGAACUUGAAGCCUACAGCUGGUUGGAUUCUUGGCUUGGGCUUGAGCCAGGCCCAGCUUGCAAAGGUCGUGGCUGGCCAUCCGCAAAUCCUGGGUUACAGCAUCGAGCAUAACUUGAAGCCUACAGCUGAUUGGAUUCUUGGCUUGGGCUUGAGCCAGGCCCAGCUGGCAAAGAUCGUGGCUGGCUUUCCGCAUGUCUUGGGUUACAGCAUUGAGCAGAACUUGAAGCCUACAGCUGAUUGGAUUCUUGGCUUGGGCUUGAGCCAGGCCCAGCUUGCAAAGGUCGUGUCUGCUUUCCCUUCCAUUUUGGGUUGCAGCAUUGAGCAGAACUUGAAGCCUACAGCUGAUUGGAUCCUUGGCUUGGGCUUGAGCAAGGCCCAGCUUGCAAAGGUCGUGGCUGGCUUUCCGCAAGUCUUGGGUUACAGCAUCGAGCAGAACUUGAAGCCUACAGCUGAUUGGAUUCUUGGCUUGGGCUUGAGCCAGGCUCAGCUUGCAAAGGUCGUGGCCAGCAAGCCGCAAGUCUUGGGUUGCAGCAUUGAGCAGAACUUGAAGCCUACAGCUGAUUGGAUCCUUGGCUUGGGCUUGAGCCGGUCCCAGCUUGCAAAGGUCGUGGCUGGCUUUCCGCAUGUCUUGGGUUACAGCAUUGAGCAGAACUUGAAGCCUACAACUGAUUGGAUUCUUGGCUUGGGCCUGAGCCAGGCCCAGCUUGCAAAGAUCGUGACUGGCUUUCCGCAAAUCUUGGGUUGCAGCAUUGAGCAGAACUUGCAGCCUACGACGGAUUGGAUCCUUGGCUUGGGCUUGAGCCAGGCCCAGCUUGCAAAGGUCGUGGCUGGCUUUCCGCAUGUCUUGGGCUACAGCAUCGAGCACAACUUGAAGCCAACAACUGAUUGGAUUCUUGGCUUGGGCUUGAGCCAGGCCCAGCUUGUAAAGGUCGUGUCUAGCUUUCCGCAAAUUUUGAGUUGCAGCAUCGAGCAGAACUUGAAGCCUACAACUGAUUGGAUUCUUGGCUUGGGCUUGAGCCAGGCCCAGCUUGCAAAGGUCGUGGCUGGCCAUCCGCAAAUCCUGGGUUACAGCAUCGAGCAGAACUUGAAGCCGAAACUUCAGUUGCUUGGCUUGCAAUUUUCAGAAUUGGCCGUCUCAGAGCUGAUCGCAAAGUGUCCAUGCCUUGAGAUGAUGGCACUCCUUACGAUUCAACGCUUUCCUUCUGUUAGUUUGCAGCUUUGCGGGCCUACCCGAGCCAUGCCGCUCCCUCCGCCUUUGCGGAAACGGCGGGCCCCGGCCGUCCUCGGCUUCCUCGCCCUCCUCGCCUGCCUCGGCGCGUCCGCUGCCGGCUUCGCCUCGCUGGCGCCGGCGUGGUGGCGCCGGGGCCGCGCCAAGCGCCCGGGCAGCGUGGCGGAGGCGGAGCUCUUAGCGCAGCUGGCGCUGCGGCUGCAGCCCAAAGCUGAGCUCAAGGAGCUGUUCCGGCGCUUCCCGUCGCCGGAGAAUUGGGGCGGGCACUACCUAGAGCCGGACCUGGCGAUGCACGGGGUUCUGAAAGACCCAGAAGCCGCGCUCUUCGUGGAGUACGACGGGUAUUGGAGGCAUGCGGAAGAGGAGGGGAUCGCCUUGGACACUGCAAAAAACGCUGCGCUGCUGGCAUACACGCCUGAGGGAUCCUAUGUUGUGCGUGUCAACCAUGCUGCGGUCGAGGACGUGCAGCUGCAGGAAAACGUGCUGUGGGUGACAGUGGGCACUUGGCGCCGCGGCGACCACACGUCGCUCCUGGCGACACUGGAGGACCUCAUACGACAGAUGUUUGUUGGUAUGCGAGGGGUUCUCCGUGGGAGUGUGUUGAGACAGCUGACCCAUGGUGUGGGGGAGGGCGGCAGGGUUUUGUCAAUCAGGGCACGGGAAUUUUCAGCUUUAGCUGCUGCACGGGGCAACACCACGGAAGAGAUAGGACGCUUCCUGGUGAUGCGAGGAUAUGAUAUUGGAGAACAUUGUUGGAACGAAGUGGGCUUGGUGAGUCUGAGCAUUGAAGAACAGCUGGAUCCGAUGCUGCUGUGGUUGGAGGAGCAAGGAUUGAGCAAGGUCCAAAUUCAGAAGGUGUUGGCUGGACAACCGCGUAUCUUUAGAUUAAGCAUUGAGGACACCCUGAAGCCCACAGCAGGUUGGCUGAUUGGCUUGGGCCUGAGCCAGGCCCAGCUUGCAAAGAUCGUGACUGGCUUUCCGCAAAUCUUGGGUUGCAGCAUUGAGCAGAACUUGCAGCCUACGAGGGAUUGGAUCCUUGGCUUGGGCUUGAGCCAGGCCCAGCUUGCAAAGGUCGUGGCUGGCUUUCCGCAUGUCUUGGGCUGCAGCAUUGAGCAGAACUUGAAGCCUACAGCUGAUUGGAUUCUUGGCUUGGGCUUGAGCCAGGCCCAGCUUGUAAAGGUCGUGUCUAGCUUUCCGCAAAUUUUGAGUUGCAGCAUCGAGCAGAACUUGAAGCCUACAACUGAUUGGAUUCUUGGCUUGGGCUUGAGCCAGGCCCAGCUUGCAAAGGUCGUGGCUGGCUUUCCGCAAGUCUUGGGUUACAGCAUUGAGCAGAACUUGAAGCCUACAGCUGAUUGGAUUCUUGGCUUGGGCUUGAGCCAGGCUCAGCUUGCAAAGGUCGUGGCCAGCAAGCCGCAAGUCUUGGGUUGCAGCAUUGAGCAGAACUUGAAGCCUACAGCUGAUUGGAUCCUUGGCUUGGGCUUGAGCCGGUCCCAGCUUGCAAAGGUCGUGGCCGGCUGUCCGUGCAUUUUGGGUUGCAGCAUUGAGCAGAACUUGCAGCCUACGACGGAUUGGAUCCUUGGCUUGGGCUUGAGCCAGGCCCAGCUUGCAAAGGUCGUGGCUGGCUUUCCGCAAGUCUUGGGUUGCAGCAUUUAG
This is a messenger RNA of Effrenium voratum, 3717 nucleotides long. The record is from the annotation of a GenBank genome assembly. NCBI's taxonomy places the organism in Eukaryota, Dinophyceae, Suessiales, Symbiodiniaceae.